GAAGUGCAAACACGCGUUCUCUUUUCCGCCUGUGUUCGCAGCGCAGCGGCACAUGUGCGAGUGAAAUCAUAAUAUUUGAUCAAAAUGCGCAUCGAGAAGUGCUAUUUCUGCUCGGCUCCGGUUUAUCCGGGACACGGAAUGAUGUUUGUUCGUAACGACUGUAAGGUUUUCAGGUUCUGCCGGUCCAAAUGCCACAAAAACUUCAAGAAGAAGCGAAACCCAAGAAAGACCAGAUGGACCAAAGCGUUCAGGAAGUCGGCGGGCAAAGAGCUGACGGUGGAUAACUCACUGGAGUUUGAGAAGCGCAGAAAUAUUCCUGUCAAAUACAACAGAGAGCUCUGGAGCAAGACCGUGGAGGCCAUGAAGAAGGUUGAAGCCAUCAAAAACAAACGGCAGGCGCGCUUCAUCAUCAACAGGUUGAAGAAGGGCAAAGAGCUGGAGAAGGCAGCAGACAUCAGUGAAGUCAAGAAGAACAUUCACCUCAUCAGAGCUCCACACGCAGGUCAAGCUAAACAGCUGGAAGACAAGAUGGUCCAAAAAUUGGCAGAAGAUGUGGAAAUGGAUGAGUGAAGCAAAGAAAACGCUUUACAUUUGGACUUUCAGAAUGUUUCUGCUUUGAAUUGUUGAGAAUUGCAAAUGUCGUCACUCCUGAUCUGCGACAGGAUGGAGUCAGCAGGAUCUGCAGGUUUCUCCUGAAUAAUUCCACUUCAACGUUUCCUUCCUGUUGGUCUAGUGGCUGAAUAUUAUUUUGGACAUUGUGUUAGCUGUCCAUCCACCUCAUUAUAUAAAUGAACUUUGUGCAAAAUAUGAUUUCAGUUAAAUGCAUUUUGAAAAUGUAAAAUUACAUUUUCAUGUUUCUAAAAGCUUUGUUGCCACCAAUAAGCUGUGAAAUGUGAGAAAUAUCCAUUAUUUUGUCAAAAGUUAAUUAGGCCUAAAACAUUAAAUAUCAAGUAAACACAUUUACCCAAAAAAAUGUAAA
Messenger RNA from Labeo rohita (rohu), 979 nucleotides. RefSeq names its product ribosomal L24 domain containing 1 (gene rsl24d1). Bases 85 to 570 code for a protein of 161 amino acids. NCBI's taxonomy places the organism in Eukaryota, Metazoa, Chordata, Actinopteri, Cypriniformes, Cyprinidae. Gene Ontology annotation, biological process: ribosomal large subunit biogenesis. The transcript has 6 exons. The record is from RefSeq and is a predicted model, not a curated record. Gene Ontology annotation, cellular component: nucleolus.